Messenger RNA from Miscanthus lutarioriparius, 7032 nucleotides. The record is from the annotation of a GenBank genome assembly. Lineage: Eukaryota; Viridiplantae; Streptophyta; Magnoliopsida; Poales; Poaceae.
AUGGCGGCGGCGCGGCGUCUUGACCUGGCCGAGCGAUGGCGCGGGAUCCAGGAGGAUGAGGACGCCGAUGACGGCGGCGAGUCGUCCGCCGCCAAGCACCGCCGACUCAUCCGCGCCAAGGAGGAGUGGUUUUCACAUUGCUAUACCUUUCUGAUAAAUUUACCAAAACAAGAUCAUAUUUGGUGUGGAUAUGCUGAUAUCAUGAGCCCCUUCUUGGAGACAUUCCAUGGCUUCUUUGACGAUGAAGAUGAGAACUCAUCUCUUCGAAUAAUAUGGAGAAGAGUUUCCCGAGAAAUGGGCAUUUGCACACAAUGUGUAUGUGAACACCACCAGGCACAAGGAUUUUUCGAUACCGAAUAUCAGUCAGAUACUGUUGAUCCCCUUCUGAAAGUAUUGCGGCUUCUUGAUGAAGAGAGGGUAACAGGACAUCUUAUACAGAUCAACACAAAGAUUCAGCUCAAGGAAUAUGACCCUUCAUGCCAUGGUGCAGAAGUUGUUAGCAUAAUGUUCGAAGUUUUGAUGUAUCCUGUUCUAUUGGAUGACCAAUCAUUGGCUAAUCAAUUUCAGAUGUUCAUUGAAAAAAUUGAUGAGACAUACGAAGUGAGGCUUUCAACUAAUCAGCAAUACCCUGGUGUCUAUGCCCUACUUUUCUUCAAAAGUUGUAAAGCUCGGGCUAUUGGGCUUCGAUUAGCUCGAUCCAUGGGAAAACUGAGGAGAGCAGUUGACUUGGAGCCAUUGCAACCCUUAUUACAGAAGUAUAUUACCUUUUUGGAAGCGGAAGUUCUUCCAUCUACUUCAGAACAUUUGAGACCUAGGGUGCAGCUCAAAAGAGCCGACAUAUGGCUUGGAUUUAAAUCACUCCUUGGAUUUCUUGAGGCUCCAGCUUUUGAAGAUGGAGUUCUGGAAAAGUACCCAUUCCUGAAUAUUGUACUUAACCAUGUCAGUGAUGACACAUCUGAUUUGUCGUGUGCUGUAAGUUGCCUCAAGGCUUCAUUUGAAAUGCUUGGUUGCAAGCUUUGGCUGAGAACAACACUAUCACCUAGUGUUAUGCGGAACACAUUAUUGGGUCACUGUUUUCAUACGCGCAAUGAGAAAAGUCACAAAGAAAUUUUUGAUCUUUUCCUCCCAUUUCUUCAGUCACUUGAAGCGCUACAAGACGGUGAACAUGAAAAGCAAAGGAGGAACAUUUUGUAUUUUCUUCUUCAUCAAGUUACCCGGAGUAAUAAUUUCAGUGCUCUGAUGAGAAAAACUGCAACUAAGAUUGCACUUCUUAUUGUACAAAGAGGCUACACAAUGAGCCCUCCAUGCCCACCUUCAGAAUGCGCCCAUAUGUGGGGCCCAUCUUUGAUCAGUUCGAUAGAGGAUACAUCCUUACAUGAUUCAUUGCGACAACCUGCACUUGUUCUCAUCUAUAUUAUCAUAAUUUCUGAUGCUUCUGCCUUGAUUUACUAUAAAUUGAAGUAUGGAGCUGUUCAAAAGGUCAAUGUAAGCAAUUCUGUCAUGUUUGCUGAUGACGAUGAUGAAUUACCUUUCUCGCAUGAUGCUGAAGAGAAGUCUCAAAGUUGUUGGAAUGACUUCAAUGUUCUGAACAAGUUGGCAAGUCGGGAAUGCAAGGAUUGGAAAUGCGUGCCUUUGUUGUGGUAUCUUACAAUGGUUCAGUUGGAACCCUCUAAGCUACCCAUAGCAUUUUCAAAAGCAGUCCUUUGGGGGUUAUCUCAUAUUUCUAUUUUAGAGCCUGGAUUAGCUACAGAGUGGUCAGUGCCUGUGAAUGCUUGGUUAUCAUCACAUGCUGGAGAAGUUUCCUCAACAUUUACAUGGCAAGUUCCAAAUGGUGCUGAUGAUGGUGGUGGUGGGAAGGAUUGUAUUAAUGCUGUCAAGGUGUCACAGUUUUGCACUCUCUUACUGAGAAUAUUUAAAAGGUUAGCCAUUCAUGUCAUGACACAAAUUGAACAACGUGGGCUCCAAAAGCAGUGGACUUGGGAACCAAUGAUGGGAGAAAGUUUGAUAUUGGCGCUAGUCGAUAAUAAUGAUGACGUGCGUCAAGUUGGGAGAGCUAUCUUGGAACAUGUAUCCCAAGCACGGGGUUUGACUUCUGGGCUUCAAUUUCUGUGCUCGAGUGCAUUUUCACUCACUGCUGUUUUUCUGGGUCUAAGAUAUGUAGUGCAACUGGUGGGAACAAGAUCAGUUUUGGCAGAUUUUCAUACUUUUCAUCACUUGUUUUUUGUCAUAUGCAAACUACUUAAGGAGGUUGUCGUUCAAAGACCUCAAAUUGCACAGCCAGCAAAACCUUCAGAAGGGGGUUUCUUGCGGCAACCCUAUUCAAGUAUCCUAGCAAGUCCACCAGAACAUGCUGUGGAUAUUACUAACUGGGACAAGUUCUGCACUUUGCUUUCUGCAACUCUCUGGCCUUUUAUGUCCACAUGCCUAAGAGAAGGAAAGGAACUAAUAGGUCUCAAACAGUGUCAGAUAUCUUGUGUUCGUUUGCUUGAGUUGCUUCCUCUGGUCUAUGAGAGGGUCAACACAAAUUGCCGUACUCAAACUUGCAGUACGAUGACAGUGUUUCAGGAUCCUAUGGAUAUUUCAUGGUUUAUUCACUUGGUUCACUGGGGAAAAUCAUCUCUCCUUGUGAUUAUCAGACAUUGGAAACAGUGCAUGCUCUCUUUAUUGAAAGAACUAAAAUGUUCACAUAGCGGUACCAUUCAAUGCUACAUUGAAGAUCUUGACAAUAUCAUUUCACAUGAUGCAGUCAAUAUCAAGGAACUUGAAGAGAGAGUUUCAAAUCUUAAACUUGUACUGUCCAAGGAGGCUACCACAAAAAUUGAAAGGGGAGGGUUAACUGACUUACCAAUGUUCAAAGAACCAAUUGUUAGUGUUCCCUCUCCAGUUCAGGAGAGACAUUCUGGCAUGGACAGUUUUGUGGAUGUUGAAAGCACAAAGUCCUCCCAUUCACCAGAUGUUCAUGAAAUAAUUCUUCUUUCAGACAGUGAGGAUAAUUUACUGGCACCUGAUGUGUCCACUGAGGAGGUUCUGUCAUCAGUUAUGGAGAAUGAUGCAUCCACUGCUUCCAAUAUGUUGAAAGAAGCUACACCUCUUGAACAAAGAAUGCUGAACGACGAUAGACACGUACCUUUAGAACCGCAGAUAUGUCAUCCUGUUAGUAAUAUUAGUGCCUCUUCUAAACCUGUGUCAACAGAUAGUAGGGACAACAUUGCUGCCACAAAAGGAUUACUUGGAAUGAAAAAACCGAGGCUGCCAAUGAACACAAAUAAUAAUUCCACUUCACCCAAAGUGGUUAAAUCAUCUAUUGCUGGCGCUUCUCAACAACUGCGUCCUAAAUUGUUGUCAGAUACAGAAAAAUUUAAAUCCAUCUUCAGGGAUCUAUCUGAUGAUGAAGAUGAUCCUUUAGACCAUGCACUUGAUAGUUACCGAAGGCCCCAGAUUCUUUCAAGAAAGCCUAGUAUAUUAGUUCCUAAGAGACAAGUUGUUCAGCUUCCAGUGCCUGUUGGAAGAAAACCAGGUUCUGGCAGUAGGGUUACAAGUACUCGACGACUUCAACCACCUAAACUGGGUAGCUGGUUUAGAAACAUAUUGGAAAUGGACUACUUCGCUGUUGUUGGGUUAUCUUCUUCUGAGAUAGUAAAAAAACCCGCUUUAAAAGAAGUUCCGGUAUGUUUUGAUUCACCAGCUCAAUAUGUUGAGAUUUUCCAGCCAUUAGUUCUAGAAGAGUUCAAGGCUCAGUUGCAAAAUGCUUAUGUUGAGACCCCUCCUGAUGACAUGAUGUGUGGAAAUAUAUCUAUCCUCUCAGUUGAAAGAGUUGAUGAUUUCCUUAUUGUCCGUGCCCGCCCUGAGCAUAGCCAUUCAAUCAAAUUCAGAGGUUGCUCAGAGAAUGAUUUAGUACUACUCACCAAAGAUCCACUGAAGAACCAAGGACAGCAAGUCCAUGUGCUUGGGAAGGUGGAGUGGCGUGAGAGUGAUAAAAAUAAGGUAUUGAUUUUUGUGAUGAAGUUCUUUCUUUCUAGUGACGAUGCACGUCUAAAUAAAGUGAAACGGCUUCUUGUUGAAAGAAGUAAGUGGUUCUUGAAUCGGGUUAUGAGCAUGACCCCCCAAAUUCGUGAAUUCAGUGCCCUGUCGUCGUUACAUGAUAUCCCAGUGCUUCCGGCAAUCUUGAAUCCUGUUUCUUGCGCUGCAAGCCAUCACAAAUCUGGAAAAGUGUAUCUUGAUCGACUUGCACACCCUCUGAGGAAAACAUUAGAGUCAUCAUACAAUGACAGCCAGCUCCAAGCUGUAAACAUUGCCAUUGGACCAACAAGCUCUAAAGCAAAUUUUGAUCUGUCCCUUAUUCAGGGCCCUCCAGGUACAGGUAAAACAAGAACAAUCGUAGCAAUUGUAAGUGCAUUGCUAUCUUUACAUGCAGAUGACCCUUACAAGUCACAGAGAAAUGAGAACGUGGGUAGUACUGAUUUUACCAAGCCAAGAGCAAAGAUUAGCCAAUCUACUGCAGUAACUAGAGCUUGGCAGGAUGCAGCCCUUGCUAAACAACUUGAAAAGGAUUCUCAGAAAGAAUGUCCUCGAACGGCAGAGCGGUUUGCGAAAGGAAGGGCUUUAGUUUGUGCGCAGUCAAAUGCUGCAGUUGAUGAGCUUGUGUCAAGGCUCAGUGAGGGAUUGUACGGUGCUGAUGGAAAGCUGUAUAAGCCUUACAUAGUGAGGGUUGGUAAUGCAAAGACGGUCCAUUCUAAUUCGUUGCCUUUCUUCAUUGACACACUUGUUGAGCAAAGAUUAUCAGAUCAGUUGAAGAUUAAUAAUGAUGGCAAAAAAUCAUCUGAUGCUGAAUCCUCAAGUUCACUUAGGUCUAAAUUGGAGAAGGUCGUGGACAGAAUUAGAUAUUAUGAGUCAAGGCGAAAACUAAUUGAGUCUGAUAAAAGUGAAGAUGGUUCUCCUGUACCUGAUGAAGAUGAGGUAGAUGAAGUUUCUGAUGAAGCACUUGGUGGAAAGCUUAACUUUUUGUAUGCACAGAAAAGGGUAGUUUCUGCAGAACUUGCCACUGCUCAUGCUCGUGAAAAGAAAAUAGCUGAUGAAAACAAGUUUCUAAAGCACAAGGUACGGAAGUCGAUUCUUGGAGAAGCAGAAAUAAUUGUGACUACACUUAGUGGGUGUGGAGGUGACAUUUAUGGAGUUUGCUCGGAAACUGCUUCAUCUAAUAAAUAUGGUACUUUUUCGGAGCAUGCUUUGUUUGAUAUUGUUGUUAUUGAUGAAGCUGCACAGGCCCUUGAGCCUGCAACCCUAAUUCCCCUUCAGGUUCUGAAAUCGAGAGGAACUAAAUGUAUUAUGGUUGGUGAUCCAAAGCAACUCCCUGCUACUGUGAUGUCUGGAUUGGCUAGCAAGUUUCUUUAUGAGUGCAGCAUGUUUGAACGCUUACAAAGAGCUGGUUACCCAGUGAUUAUGCUCACCAAACAGUAUCGCAUGCAUCCAGAGAUUAGCAGAUUUCCAUCUUUACAUUUCUAUGAAAAUAAACUGCUUGAUGGUGCUGAGGUGGCUGAUAAAUCGGCUUCAUUUCAUGUUCAUGAGUGUCUUGGUUCAUACAUGUUUUUUGAUAUUGCUGACGGUCGUGAACAUUGUGGAAGAAAUGCUGCUACACAGUCACUCUGUAAUGAGUUUGAAGCUGACGCAGCUCUUGAAAUAUUGUCAUUUCUAAAGAACAGAUAUCCAUUGGAGUUUGCCUCUAAGAAAAUAGGGAUCAUUACUCCGUAUAGAAGCCAGCUCUCUUUACUGCGUUCAAAGUUCACUUCCUCUUUUGGGCCUGAGAUUGUUGCUGAGAUGGAAAUAAACACUGUGGAUGGAUUUCAAGGUCGUGAAGUUGAUAUCUUGCUGUUGUCAACUGUUAGAGCCUCAAAUUCUUCAGGUGAUAGGCAUCACACUGGUGAAGCACGCAGCAUUGGGUUUGUUGCAGAUGUUAGACGUAUGAAUGUCGCACUAACACGCGCCAGGCUUUCUCUAUGGAUUGUUGGAAAUGCAAGAACUUUGCGGAUUAAUUCACACUGGGAUUCCUUAGUACGUGAUGCUGAAGAAAGGAAUCUGUUUGUCUCAAUUAAACGACCAUAUGGUUCGAUGUUUGAAAAGGGCCAACCUCAUUCCAGAGAUACUCAUAGAUAUCACACUAGUCAUCUUAAGCAGAAGGAUAACAAAAAAGCUGCUUUGAUGAGCUCAAAGAGAAUUGAUGCUCAACUCCAGGAGCAACCAACACAUGCUAUAAGGAAUGUAGAAAAAGAAAGUCUAUCAAAAGUACAAUCAAAAUGGACAUUAUUAUGGGACCAAAAGAUUCCUAGAGCUCAAGAGUCUGUUAUGAGAUCUAGUGAAGACAAGUCACAGAAGCAUAGUGGUAAUAUGAGAGUCACCAAGUGCUCACUGCAAGAAAACAUGGAUCAGCAUUCUGUUAUCAGAAAACAAAUGGAUGGUAAAAAAUUGGCUGUGCAUAAUGAUAAACAUCUGGAACUUUCUAAAGGCUUGGUUAAACGAGGUGAUGAGGGCUCUAGUGUCACAAGGAAGACGGAAUUGAAUAUUCCUGUGGAGCAGAAUCUUUGUAAGGAAACUAAUAAAGCUUCAACUGACCAAGAGUUGUUUCAGAAUUCAAAGGUGAGGACACAUAAUAAAAAGAGUACCAGCGAAAACAGCAAGAAAGAUGUUCCUCCACUGGCAGUUUCUGAUCUGCAGAAGUUGAUACGAAAGGCAAAAGGAGCAAGGAGGGUUUCUGAGAAACCUAGAUGUGAUAAUUCAAAUCAUGAAAUUUUGGAUCCAGCGAAUAAGAAUGAUGGUGCUUAUCCACCAACAGACCCUGAUAUGAAGAAAGCUAAUAAGGCCAGAGGAGCUAGGAAGUUUUCUGAGCAACCAAGACCUGGGAAUUUAACUCAAGUGGGUCCUGCACGUCCAUCUCAUUUUGAUGAAGCAAGUAGCCAUGUGCCAGAACUCAAGAAAAGCCGAUCCAGUAAGUUAAAUAGUCAAAAGAGAUUUGGUUGCAGAAAGGAAACGACAGCGUGA